Molecule: messenger RNA, 1803 nt
Organism: Lodderomyces margitis
Lineage: Eukaryota; Fungi; Ascomycota; Pichiomycetes; Serinales; Debaryomycetaceae
Gene: CDC23
Product: anaphase promoting complex subunit
Exons: 1
Coding region: 1-1803 (600 amino acids)
Biological process (GO): cell division
Cellular component (GO): anaphase-promoting complex
Molecular function (GO): protein binding
Source: RefSeq, a predicted model, not a curated record
AUGGCCAGUCAGUUGGAUCCAAACGAUUUUAGAGCACAAUUUCAGAAUGCAGCACAGCGAUUGAACAGACUUAAUCUCUACCAAUCAGCAAAAUGGUGUGCUGAGGCAUUGAAUGGGCUCUCCAAACAGGAAACAAUAGCAACAGCAAAUUCUGUUCAAUUCACGGACGAAGAUUACGAAGACUUUGACAAGACACUACUAGCUCAGUCCUACUUCCACUGCAAAGAAUUUGAUAGAGCGGCACAAGUCUUGGAGUUCUGCAAAAGUGGAGACGCAAAAUUUCUACGUUUGUAUGCAAUGUUGAUUUCCAUUGAUAAGCGAUCUACGGAAGAUAGCGAUGGGGUGAUAAAUGUUGGUUCUAAUGAUGUUAAUGUCCUUGAGGGAAGCGGAGCUAAUCCCAACGAUUAUGGUGUCAGUGAUCAAACAAGAACGGAGAGUAGCCAUAACAUGACCAACUCCAAAUAUAUCAGAGUACUUACCGAGUCGGAAGAGUUUUUAUCGACUAAGGAGAACCCUUUUCUCUACUACUUGAAUGGAAUUAUCUACCGAAAGAAAAAGAAGACCCAAACGGCUCAAAAAAACUUGUACCAGUCAUUGGUGCUUUUUCCAUAUAACUGGUCGUGUUGGCGGGAGUUAAUAGAUUCUUUCGUGACGUACGAAGAAGCACAAAAUUUUAUUCAAAGGGUAAAGAAGAAAAAUGACCCGUUUGCUAAUACUGUUAUGUUUCAGUUUUUUGAAAUGGUUGUAUUGCAAGAAUCUCACCAGAAGCUGAAUAGGCUAUUCGACUUGGUCAAUCAUUUGCUGGCUGUUUUCCCAAACUUCACGUUUAUUAAAGUUCAGCAGUUUCUUAUUGCUUACCAUAGUUUAGAUUAUUAUCAAGCGGAAUCGAUUUUUGACCACAUUUUAAUAGAGGACCCUUCGAGGUUGGAGGACCUUGACACGUACUCGAACAUGUUGUAUGUGAUGGAAAAGAAAUCCAAGUUGUCAUAUUUGGCACAGUACGCGUCUCAGGUGGACAGGUUUCGACCUGAAACCUGUUGUGUUCUAGCAAACUAUUAUUCCAUGAAGAGCGAACAUGAAAAGGCAAUCAUGUAUUAUAAACGGGCGUUGAUUCUAAAUAAAGACUGUCUAAGUGCUUGGACUCUUAUGGGUCACGAGUUUGUUGAAUUGAAAAACUCUCACGCGGCUAUUGAAUCUUACAGACGGGCUGUUGACACAAACCCCAAAGAUUUCCGUGCUUGGUAUGGGCUCGGUCAGGCCUACGAAGUUUUGGAUAUGCACUUGUAUGCUCUCUACUAUUAUCAAAGAGCUACAAACUUGCAGCCGGUGGAUAAAAGAAUGUGGCAAGCAAUAGGUAACUGUUAUGAGAAGAUAGAUCAGUUGGAGGAUGCUUUAAAAUCAUUCGAAAAAGCAUUGACUAUUGGCAAAUUGUCCCCUGCUGGAAUUGGUGAAUACCAUCAUGACAACUCCGUUGUAUCCGCCGACAUAAAUGUGCAUCAUAUUGAAGAUCUGGAAGAGUUAGUAGAACCACAUAUUUGUUACCGCUUAGCCACAAUACUGGAGAAAUUGGACAACGUUGAGGAUACAUUCAAAUACAUGAGAUUGUGUUUUUCGCAAGAAGGUGAAUGGGGAGUAAGCGAUGAAACUUCAAAAGCUAGGCUAUGGCUUGCACGGAAAGCUUUAGAGCACGGCAAAUUUUCGGAAGCUUACGAAUUGGCAAAAGAUUUGAAUAAUAGCAAUGUGCAUGACGUUGAAGAAGCUAGGGCGAUAGCACGGGAUGCCCGGAAUCGGAUGAAGAGGUAA